Myxozyma melibiosi is the source of this 1688-nucleotide messenger RNA. Its product is annotated as Tubulin/FtsZ, GTPase domain-containing protein. Lineage: Eukaryota; Fungi; Ascomycota; Lipomycetes; Lipomycetales; Lipomycetaceae. The transcript is spliced from 7 exons. Gene Ontology annotation, biological process: nuclear migration by microtubule mediated pushing forces; microtubule cytoskeleton organization; mitotic cell cycle. Gene Ontology annotation, molecular function: structural constituent of cytoskeleton; GTP binding. Gene Ontology annotation, cellular component: cytoplasm; microtubule; spindle. The coding region runs from base 144 to 1493 and encodes 449 amino acids. The record is from RefSeq and is a predicted model, not a curated record.
GGGUCAACAACCCCUGCCUUCGCCUCGCGGUGUGGUCUGCCGCACUCUUUUCGCGACUCUUUCCCUCUUUUCCCUUUCACUUGCUUACUGCAUCUCCAUCCAUCUCUUUUAUCCAAUCCUCUUCUUGGUUAUUCCUUGCAACAAUGAGAGAAGUUAUUAGCAUCAACGUUGGCCAAGCUGGUUGUCAGAUCGGUAACGCUUCGUGGGAGCUCUACUGCCUUGAGCAUGGUAUCCAGCCCGACGGAUACCUCACUGCCGAGAAGCAGUCCGGACCCCGCGACGAGGGUUUCAGCACCUUCUUUUCAGAGACCAGCAACGGAAAGUACGUUCCGCGAACAAUCUACGUUGAUCUCGAGCCCAAUGUGAUUGACGAGGUUCGCACUGGAACAUACCGCAACUUGUUCCACCCCGAGCAGCUCAUCACCGGAAAGGAGGAUGCUGCCAACAACUACGCCCGUGGUCACUACACCAUCGGAAAGGAGCUCAUUGACCAGGUUGUCGACCGCGUUCGUCGCGCUGCCGAUUCUUGCGAUGGUCUCCAGGGAUUCUUGUUCACCCACUCGUUCGGUGGUGGUACUGGAUCUGGAUUCGGUGCUCUUCUUCUUGAGCGCUUGUCGCAGGAGUACGGAAAGAAGUCGAAGCUCGAGUUUGCUGUUUACCCCGCUCCUCAGGUUUCGACCUCAGUUGUGGAGCCCUACAACUCGGUUUUGACUACCCAUACCACUCUCGACCACUCUGACUGUACUUUCAUGGUUGACAACGAGGCGAUUUACGAUAUCUGCCGCCGAAACCUGGAUAUUGCUCGUCCGAGCUACGAGAACCUGAACCGCUUGAUUGCUCAGGUUAUCUCGUCGAUCACUGCGUCGCUGAGAUUCGAUGGAUCGCUGAACGUUGAUUUGAACGAGUUCCAGACCAACUUGGUGCCUUACCCUCGUAUUCACUUCCCUCUUGUUACCUACGCGCCUAUUAUCAGCGCGGCGAAGGCAUACCAUGAGGCGAACUCGAUUGCCGAGAUCACGAACGCGUGCUUUGAGCCCACGAACCAGAUGGUUAAGUGCGAUCCUCGCAACGGAAAGUACAUGGCUACGUGCCUUCUGUACCGUGGAGAUAUUGUUACGAAGGACGUUCAGGCCGCGGUAAGUGCGAUCAAGGCCAAGAAGUCGAUUCAGUUUGUGGAGUGGUGCCCUACUGGAUUCAAGAUUGGAAUCUGCUACCAGCCUCCUCAGCUUGUUCCGGGCGGAGACUUGGCUAAGGUUUCGCGCGCGAUGUGCUUGCUUAGCAACACUACUGCGAUUGCGGAGGCUUGGUCGCGUCUUGACCACAAGUUUGAUCUGAUGUACUCGAAGCGCGCGUUUGUGCAUUGGUACGUUGGAGAAGGUAUGGAGGAGGGAGAGUUCAACGAGGCCCGUGAGGAUCUUGCGGCUCUUGAGAAGGAUUACGAGGACGUUGGAGCGGACUCGACCUAUGACCAGGAGGAGGACGCCGAGUACUAAAUGUUUUAUUUUGUUAAAGGAGUGUAAUAUUAUAUGAUAUCCCGGAUUGCGUUAUUCUCUUUGUUUUCUAUUUUUUAUUAGUUUUUUUUAUUAUUCUGCUAAAUUUUCAUAAACCCCUUUAUUAGUACAAGUUAUUGCAAAUAUUCAAAUGUGUUGUUAAUAUAUCAUUAAAUGCAAAGUGAGAGAGUAGAAUGA